AUGUUCAAAGUCAGACGGUCGGUUUUUAGAGUUUCUUCACUAUGUCAGACAUUCGCUGUUCGGAGUAAUUGCACUGCACCCGUGACUGUCUAUGACUCCUCUUUUAAUCACUACCUACUUCGUAUGCCUAAAGCUCUUCCUCUUCGUAUUCAAAACGAUAUCAAAUCCGCUAUUGCAGCUGGCAGAGAAUCUUCAGACAUUGCUCAGGAACUCGGAAUAACGUAUGCUACUGUUAACAAGUACGCAAACAAGUUUUUUCCCAACAGAGAAAAAUCCAAAGGAGGUCGCUGUGGUAUUUGGACUAAUAAAUGGCAUACCAAUAAGCUAUUACACAUAAAUAAUAAUGAAGUAAUCCAAUUAGAAUCAAGAUAG
Messenger RNA from Rhizopus microsporus ATCC 52813, 372 nucleotides. RefSeq lists its product as uncharacterized. NCBI's taxonomy places the organism in Eukaryota, Fungi, Mucoromycota, Mucoromycetes, Mucorales, Rhizopodaceae. Bases 1 to 372 code for a protein of 123 amino acids. The transcript has 2 exons. The record is from RefSeq and is a predicted model, not a curated record.